Molecule: messenger RNA, 1450 nt
Organism: Cryptotermes secundus
Lineage: Eukaryota; Metazoa; Arthropoda; Insecta; Blattodea; Kalotermitidae
Exons: 4
Coding region: 27-962 (311 amino acids)
Molecular function (GO): nucleic acid binding
Source: RefSeq, a predicted model, not a curated record
UAGGCGAGAGUCUUCCUACUACAAAAAUGUCCUCCAUUGGGGGUGCGUCUUCAGACACCGUUGACAAACACGAAACGACGGGAGACUCCGGGAAGAUGAUUCGGCUGAGCCAACCUGACGCCAUGUGGGGAGAGCAGCUGCUGAAGGCGGCCGCUGACCUGGCAGGCACUGACCAUGACGGAUCGGACUCAGAGCUUUCCGACUCGGACCAUUUCCUGACCAAAGGCGCCUUUUUGCUGACACCAAGCCGAGAGCUCAGCAUGGAGAAAGCCAGUAGCAUCUGCGAGAAGAUGAGCUUCAAGGGACUGUUCUCGCUCACCAAAACGGCCACAGGGAUACUGUUCAAAUUCUCAGAGCCGGAAGACUACCUGGCGGUCUUCAAGAAGGGGUUCCACAAGGUGACAAACGCACGGUUCUACAAAAAGGUUCCUAUCCCCUGCCGUCCGCAGAAAACCUUUACAGUGUUUGUAUUGGAAAUUCCAGAAGACAUUCCAGAGGAAGAUAUCAGACAUUCCCUGUACAAGUUUCAGUCUGUAGUCGAAGUUGCCAGACUGCCCAAGGAUUCAGGGACUGGUAUGACAUCAGGGACUGGAUCAGCAGCAGCAGAAAAAACUACUGCAGGAAAUCCAGGCUCAGCAGCUGAUAAGGCGGCAGGCCUGCCUGUCAUCUCCACGUCGCCCCCGCUGGUCAGGGUGACGGUAGCAUCGCUAGAAGAAAGGAACACUCUACUGCAGAAUGGCCUGGACUUCUAUGGCGCCACGUUCUUCCCCACAGAGGCUGCUGAGGCGACGACAGUGCUCCGCACCAGCGGGAGGAAGUCCUUCUUGGGCAACAGGGUGUUUGAUGUGGUGACGGCUUCCGGUCGGCGGGUGCGCGAUAUGCUUCCGGUGUUCGAUGCAGCUGGAUUCUCGAAGAUUUCUCCGCCCACCGUCAGGACCGUCAAACCGCGCCGAAGCAACUGAUGCGAGCGACCCACAUGCACCUACUGACAUGAGGAGAACUAAGUAACACGCAUCGCCUGUUCACUCCACGUGGUGCAAUUGUGGGACUUGCGAUUUUCGCAAUUUAUGGUUAGAAACUCCAAGCGGACUCAUAUCUUCAGUUGAUUCCUUUGGUAAACUGUACAGCUAUAAACUGAAAUCUGGAGACAGGAAAUCUAAAAGCGUGACUUUUGUAGGAAUGAAUGUUGUGCCAGAACAAUGAAGAGCUUCAACGUACUUGAAUAUGAUGCAAAUCACUUAACACUUUAGUACAAUCACUGGUUCUCAGCAGAGAUUCGAAGAGAUAAUCCUACGAAAACGAAACAAGAAUCUAUCGAUGUAUGUGUGUGUAUGUAUGUGGGCCAUAAAAUCCGGCCCUCGCACUGCAACCCUCAAUGAUCUAUUGUGCUUCCCUUUUGGAUUAACUCUUUAUUAACCCUAUACUUCGAAUAAAAUAUACAGGAAUUGAA